GAAAGAAAAGGAGCAAAGGAUCUCCCCAGGACGACGACAGCAUUUGGAGCCAUCUCUGUUGAGAGAUCCGACAGAUCUGCUUGGUGGAUCCCGGCAUUGACGCCGGAGCUCAAAUCCCGCGCGGCGUCCGGCGUGUCGCUUGACACGAGCCAAGUGCUCGUUCUUGUUGCCAACCCAACAACAGCAACCGAAGAGAGUUGAUGACAUCUCGUCGACGCGCCUCCUCCGGCCCGUCGUCCGAGCGAGGCCUGCUGCCCCGUCCCCUUCCCUCCCUCCUGGGCCGCCCACCAUCAUCCCUCCAGCCACACCACCAACACCAGCAGCAGCAGGCACCGGCAGUGCUGCCUGAGGACAUCCCAGUGCCGGAGGACUCUGACGAUGAGACCGGAUGGAUACCGGGGGCCAGCCUGGACCAUGACAUUGCCGACGCUGUCAAGGAGGAGAUUGAAAAGGUCACGGCGGCGGACGGCGAAGGGCCCGUGUUGUCGUCGAGUGAAAGCGAUGACAGCGAGGAGGAGGCGCGCACGGCCCUCUCGCGUGUGGCCGCCACUGCUGACGAGCGGCUGGAUUUCUUCUCGGACAAGUUCGAGCCUCUGCUGGCGCUGCGGCACCCGUCCCUCGCCCCGCCCCUGAAGCCGCAGAAGAACCUCGACACCAUCGUGCAGUGCAACCUGCUGCUGCCCUGGGAGCUCCAGGACCAGCUGGCGCCGCCAUACAACCUCUCCCUGCAGCAGGCCCCCGACAGUCAGCAGAAGGACCAGCCGCAGCAGGGGAGGAAGAUGGGCGAUCACAUGAAGCAGAAGCUCAGCCGGAUCCGUGAGCGCGUCAAGGAGACCAAGGAGAGGGCGGCCUGCUGGCUGCGAGGCGAAAUCGGCAGCAAGAGCCAGGGGCCGCUCGGGGCCAUCGGGCAGUACGUCAGGAACCAGGAGUACGUCCGUGUGUGGGUGCGGUCCAACGCCCGCGGCAAGGCGGCGGUGAGGUCGACGGUGACGGGCCUGCCCGUGGCCUAUGACAAGCACUGGUCCCUGCUCCUGAGCAAUGUGGUGGAGGUCAUCUACCAGCCGGCCACUGCCGAUUUGACCCGGCGUGGUGUGCGUGUGGAGGAGAGGAGGCGCAAGCUGCGGUCGCUGUUUGUGCGGGGCGACAAUGUGAUGCUCGUGGCGCCAGUCGAUGGCAUCUCGGAGGCGGCGAACCGGUUCUGGGGGUACAGAUGAUAAGAUGCAUGCUUGGAUGGAUGGAUGGAUGUGUGUUUGGUUAGCUAACCGACCAGUGAGUGAGACCCAAGGCAUUUUUGCGGCCAGUGCUGCGUAGCUUAGGGAGUGAGUGAAUGCGGUAAGUUUUAAGCGUUGUCACAGUGUCCAUAAAUACACCUGACAUCACAUGACAUGUCAUGACAUGCAGUGCAAUGCACCUCACACGCACACGCACACAUACGUACGUACAGGUACACAGGUAAAGACAGAGUGG
This is a messenger RNA of Vitrella brassicaformis, 1467 nucleotides long. Lineage: Eukaryota; Vitrellaceae. The record is from the annotation of a GenBank genome assembly.